Messenger RNA from Brienomyrus brachyistius, 1790 nucleotides. RefSeq names its product transcription factor Sox-17-alpha-like. NCBI's taxonomy places the organism in Eukaryota, Metazoa, Chordata, Actinopteri, Osteoglossiformes, Mormyridae. Bases 235 to 1392 code for a protein of 385 amino acids. Gene Ontology annotation, molecular function: RNA polymerase II cis-regulatory region sequence-specific DNA binding; DNA-binding transcription activator activity, RNA polymerase II-specific. The transcript is spliced from 2 exons. The record is from RefSeq and is a predicted model, not a curated record. Gene Ontology annotation, biological process: angiogenesis; anatomical structure morphogenesis; heart development.
GAAAAGGGAAGCGUGUGUCCCAAACCUCGCUUUGUACUACUAUACACUGAUUUUUUUAAAAACAUUUUUAUUACUACAGGCAUGAUCUAAUUUAAUUUAGAUCACAGUCUCGUCUAUCUGUUGUAUUAAAUCAGUCGUUUUCAUUACUUUACAAUAUUGUGUUUUCCAUGCCGUUAUAGUAUUUUUUGGCACUUGGAAAGUUUUGGAAAGGAGGGUUUGGCGGGGUGAACAGAGAUGAGCAGCCCCGAUGCUGGGUAUGCGAGCGACGACCAGACGCAGGCACGGUGCGCCAUGUCCAUGAUCAUCGGACACCGUCAGUGGACGGAGCCCCUGAGUCCCAUGACCGAGGGGAAGAUUAAGAGCGAGCCGGGCUCCGGCAGCCAGAGCCGCGGUAAGGGCGAGCCGCGCAUCCGGCGCCCCAUGAACGCCUUCAUGGUUUGGGCGAAGGACGAGCGCAAGAGGCUGGCGCAGCAGAACCCGGACCUACACAACGCGGAACUCAGCAAAAUGCUGGGGAAAUCCUGGAAAGCUUUACCCGUAUUAGAGAAGCGCCCCUUCGUGGAGGAGGCCGAGCGGCUGAGGGUGCAGCACAUGCAGGACCACCCCAACUACAAGUACCGGCCCCGUCGGAGGAAGCAGGUCAAGCGGGUCAAACGGCUGGACUCGGGCUUCCUGGUGCACGGCGUCCCGGACCAUGCAGACCGCGGUGGCGCCGACGGCCGAGUCUGCAGCGACGCCAUCCCUGGCAUCAACUUCCACAAGCACGGCGGCUACCAGGUUCCACCAGGGGGGCACUACCACCACGAGGUCCCCGCCAUGGGGGGGCACUACGAGCCGUACAACCUACCCACGCCCGACACCUCACCCCUGGAUGCUGUGGAGGGCGACUCCAUCUUUUUUUCCCAGAAUUCCCAGGAAGACUGCCAUUCCGUAUACCCAUACCACCCACAAGCCCCUGAAUACCCUCCCCAGGAUCCACAUGGCAGCGCUCUUCUCCACAGACACCUCCCCCCUGUGGAGCAGGCGUCCAUGGCGACUCCGGGGGCCUCCUUAUCUGGCUUCCCGGGCUGCCCAAACCCGCUGGCGCUCUACUACUCUCACUGCAGCCCUGUUCAUGCCAAGAGGCCCCCGGGCCAGCAGGCCGGACAGUUGUCCCCGCCCCCCGACGGGCACCCCCCUGAGGCCAUGGAGCCCAUUGGGCAGCAGGAACUCCUCGGAGAUGUGGACCGGAGCGAGUUCGAACAGUAUCUGAACUCCUCCGCCCGGCAGGAGCUGUCUGGCUUGCCGUUUAUGGGCCAUGACACCAAUAUGGCCGCCUCAGACAACCUCAUCUCCUCCGUGCUCUCCGACGCCAGCACCGCGGUCUAUUAUUGCAAUUACAACAGUGUGUAACGCCCUGGCCACAACGCAUCUCCCACGGAGGGGAAACGGGGGGGAAAGGGGGGGAGGAGAGUCGGGGGCUUGCCCAGGACAAUCAAUCGAACUUCGCAAAGUGACGAUGUUUAUAAGAUGAUUCUUUUUCUUUAUGCCAAGGGAUGAAGGAUGAUGUAGUGUCCCUCGUUCUGACUGUACAAGCCUUAUGAUACUGGAAUUAAGAGCAAUAACGUUUAAUAGCCAAACAGGCUGCAUAUUUCCUUUUUAACUGUCUUUAUUCUGAGAUGUCUUCAAAUUGUAAAUAGCUUAUGCGGAGAAAAACAACUUGUACAGUUUAAUAUUUUAAAGUGUAUGUAUAGCUGUUUUUAUACUUUUGCACUUUUUUGGAAAAAAAAAUAAACCUAAAUGAAAUAUGU